UUGCGCGGACUAUAAAUGACGUUGCAGGUCCGGACCACCUCCAGUAGUCCGCAGCCCAUCGCCCAACGUACAUCCAGGAUGGAGGGUUCUCUGAGAGGAGCGCUGCUGGCCGCCGCGUGCUGCCUGCUGUUCGGCACACUCGUGAGCGCCCAGGACCAGACCAUGGGCCCUGCGCUGGUGGAAGGGCAUGUGGACUACAGCGGGCAGAUGUCCUGUAAGAUCAUCUGGCCCACACCAGCCGACAGGGCUAAGGAGACGGCCAGGAUCGCCGCGCUCGAGACCAGACUAACGGAGCUGGAGAAAAUGCAGGACAAGAUCAGAGAACUCGAAGGCCGUUGCUCCUCCUCCUGUAGCGCCGGUGGUGAUACCUCCUCCUCCUCGUCUACACCAUCCUCCUCCUCCUCUUCCUCCUCUUCGUCAUCCACCUCCAUCCUGACGUCCCUACGAGAGUGGUCCAACAAACAACCAUCACCCGGACAGCCGCAGCCGCGACCGCAGCCUCCGCACGGGCGGCCGCAGCCUCCGCACGGGCGGCCGCAGCCUCCGCCAAGACGGCCGCAGCCUCCGCCGGUCGUGGCCACGGGUGGCGGGGACCCGAACCGUAAGGACUGCUCCGCGCUGUUCAAGCGGGGAGGCGUGAGGGCCAGCGGAGUGUACCAGAUCUUCCCCGCAGGAGUCCGCGCCCCGAUCGAGGUCUACUGCGACAUGGAGACCGACGGAGGCGGCUGGACGCUCAUUCAGCGCCGUUUAGACGGCAGCGUCGCGUUCAACCGAGGCUGGGCGGACUACAAGGCCGGGUUCGGGCAGGCGAGCGGCGAGUACUGGCUGGGGAACGACAACAUCCACCACCUCACCAGCAGCCAGGGAGACUAUGAGCUCAGGAUUGACCUCACCAACUGGGAGGGCGAGUCCCGAUAUGCCAAAUACAGCAGAUUCAAAAUCCACGAUGAGAGCAAACUGUACGAGCUGAGCCAGGGCGGGUACUCGGGUAACGCUGGGGACACCAUGACCAUCGGUCUCCUGUACGGCAACGACCGACAAAAGUUCUCCACCAUCGACAGAGACAACGACGCCAACAGGAUAAAGAACUGUGCCGCAGACUUCGGCCAGGGUGGUUGGUGGUACGGAUCUUGCAGCCACACCGACCUGAACGGAGAGUACCUCGGCAACUGUGGCUUCUACUGUGCCUACGGCAAGGGUGUGUACUGGUCCAAGUGGAAGGGCUGGGAGUAUUCUCUGAAGGAAACGGCCAUGAAAAUCAGGCCAAAAGAUUUCUAAGUAGGACAUGGACGUGCAAGCGUGUGUGUAAUAGCGUGAAAAGGGUUAAACCUUUGUGCGAGAGGAAGAGCGUUGACUGGUAUGCGAUCUAUCGAAUGUAUGUUUUGUUCUACAUUGUUUGUUUUUACAAAUGAGGUGAUAGAAUCACUGCCAGACAGCCGUCUGCGAAGCCUGGCCCUAAUAGGGUGCGAUGAUGUUAAUGAGACAUUCCUUGGCAUCUUGUUUAUGCAAAGAUUAGAUAUGAUAGCACUAGUGUUCUUUGUAGCAUCAGUAACGCUUUUACGUAUCUAUGUGGUAACUGGCAUCGCAAAACAAUCGACAAUCCAAUGAACACGUUAAAGAGCUUAUUAACUUUAACAGAGUAUGUACUACUACAAAAACAUAAACUAAAUUGGUAGUUUCGUCAAUAAAAAACAGAAAGACAAACAAAGCCGUAAAUAAAUUCAAAUUAAAGUUCUAACUUUCUUUAACUUUCAUCUUCUUAAACUGAGCUCUCUGUUUUGGCUCAAUGCAACAAAAAAGAAGUGUGUAUGGAAUGUGGCGACCUCAAUGUACUGUAUUCAAGAGGUGUUGUUUGUUGGCUACAGUGAAUGUACCAAAUGUUCAUGUACUUUUUUUACUGAAGCUGUGUAUAGAACAUGAUACAUUUGAUGUCAAGUUAAGAAAAAGAUGGAACUGAACAGAACUGAGUUGAUGAUUCGAUGAUCUACACAUCGGCGACCGGCCAUAUUUAGCAACACUCAGUUGUACUUACAUGUGCUAUCCACGAUAUUCAAUAAAUUUUUGUUUUUCUUUUGGAAUG
Molecule: messenger RNA, 2080 nt
Organism: Branchiostoma floridae (Florida lancelet)
Lineage: Eukaryota; Metazoa; Chordata; Leptocardii; Amphioxiformes; Branchiostomatidae
Product: fibrinogen-like protein 1
Exons: 5
Coding region: 16-1278 (420 amino acids)
Source: RefSeq, a predicted model, not a curated record